Linum trigynum is the source of this 2437-nucleotide messenger RNA. The record is from the annotation of a GenBank genome assembly. Lineage: Eukaryota; Viridiplantae; Streptophyta; Magnoliopsida; Malpighiales; Linaceae.
AUAAAUUUCCGUCCCUCCUGUUCUUAUUGGUAUUUUUUUUUUGGCAGACGAAGUUAUUCUUUUUUUGUUGAACCAAGUGAAUAUGUUCAGUUCUUAAUUCUUAUUGAUUCUUCCACUUUCUAGAAAAGCAGAACCAUUAUUUCUCAUUUCCCCCUCCUUUUUGUCUCUCUCUAUCUCUCUCUCUUGGGUUCCUUGUGGCGGUUCUUUAUCAGUUGAGCUUAUUAAGAUGGAGAAUGAUGCAAAAUUUCUCUAACCGUUACCUCUGCAAUUAAUGAACAGCUAGAAAACAAAGUAAAACUGUUUAGACUGCUGUUAAAAAUCUCGUGUCUCUACCUAUCCCCCAAAAAAGUUCCUACCUUUCUUGUUUCUGCCUUCUGGGUUUCGAUCGUACUCUCCAAAUUUUGCUUUUGCAGAGGUGCGUUUGCAGAUUUUCAGGCCAUUCCUCUUCCCUCCGGCAAUCUGUCAGUAAGUGUGUUCUCAUCCUUUGGAAAAGUCCAUUCAGUUGCCCUUUUGCUUGUGAUUAGGGAGAUGGUGGGGGAGACUCGAUUACCUGAUUUAUUAAGUUUAAUGUUAUGACCAGGGAUUCCUUCUAAGUUGUGUAGUGUAUGAGCAUGGAGAAAGGUUCUGAAUCAGUGACUUGAUCGGACUUAAAAUCCUUUAACAACCAUGGCGGAAGCCGAUGACGCGGUUAGUCUAAGACAAGCGCUCCAAGCACAGCAGCAGAUCCUGCAUAACCUCUACCGCGAGCUAGACGCAGAGAGGGAAGCCGCUGCAACUGCAACUAGUGAAACCAUGUCCAUGAUCCUGCGCUUGCAAGGGGAGAAGUCUGUGCUGAAGAUGGAAGCGAAUCAGUACAAGAGAAUGGCGGAGGAGAAGAUGUGUCAUGCUGAAGAGGCACUGGCAUUGUGCGAGGAUCUCAUGUUUCAGAAGGAGAUGGAGAUCGCUUCCCUUCAGUUCCAGCUUCAGUCGUACAGAAACAGGCUUGUCGGCAUGGGACUUAGUGAUGAACCAGUACAGCUGUUGUCUCACAAAAGUGAUACUCUAUUGGUGGAAAAAGUUGUUCAUGGUAAUGUGAGGAGGCUCAACUCCUUGCCUCCGUGGAAAGUUGGGUUUGAUAGAGACCAAGAUGGUACCACUGCUAGAACAGUUGAUGAGGGAGCUGAAUUCAGAGAGAGUUGUGAGCCAGAGAAGAAAUCAGUUGUAGCUCUGAGUGGUGGAGAUGUAAAUUCGUACUGGGAAAAGAUCAGAAAAAGAUUGGACGAACGACUGAAAGAGAUCCCCAGUAGAAGCAGAGAUCAUGAAGAAAUCAAGCCUACAAUUUGGAGAGGUGGAACUUGGUCUCCUUCAUUAUAUUCACAACUAGGAGAAGGAAAGUGUAUUGUCAACGAGCAAGUAAAGACAGUGUUGCAUAGUUCAAGUAAUGAGAAGAAAGCUUCGAAAGAUCCACCUGUUGAUGAUCAACAUGGUUUGCCUCCUCCUCAUCCUCCUGAUACUGCUGCUCUAUCAUUGGUUUCUGCGACUGAGUACAAGAAGCUGAUGCGAAGAAUCGAGAGGCUCGAGAGGGAGUGGAACACUGGUGAAAGACAACAGGAGAUUGUUUCUUGUGGAGGGCCAACAGGAGAGGUUGAAGAAACGCAUCUGUUGAAGGCGAUUCAAGAGCAACUGAGUGGAAUACAGAGUGAACUGAGAAGCACAAAAGCUGACAGAAUUCCAGACGAUGAACCAUGCCUUGACGUUCUCCAGGAGGCAAUGCUGUACUUCUGGCUAUAAAGCAAUCAAAACAGACUUCCAUACAUACACCAUUGCUGUUUGCUGUGACUAUAAGUUUCUGGUGAGAAAGUAGGUUUAGUGAAGAAGAUAACGAUACAAGGGGAUGAUGAUGAUGGUCAAAUUUUCCCCCAUACAGAAGGCAUUAACUUUUGUAAAUGAUUAUCAGGUUAUAUGACUGAGUUCGUGUGGUUUUGGGUUGUUGAUUGUAAAAGAGGUGGUGCAUGUUCUCCAUAGGGAUUUGGCACCAUUGGUUUGUACAGCAGUUGUUUGGUAAUGAAAUAUGAGGUACCUUUUUAGAAUCUCCCCAACAAGUUUGGGGUUGGUGUUUUUGUAUUAUGUUAUUUAUCUCGUUCUAUUUAGCCUUCUUACGAGUAUUUUAUUGGUGGAAUCAACUCACAAUUAGUAAAUAAGUGUUUGAUGACUCACAUAUUUUGUUUUCAACCUGGUUCAAGGCCGGGUUCAAGUAUCGAUUCAUUUUGUAAAUGAUGGAUGCAUUGUGAAAGCUAAAGAAGUAGCCGAAUUUGGGGUUUAAUAUAAUUGAGUCAUCUAAUACGUGCUAACUAAACAGCUAACUAAACAUGAUUUUGAUGAUAAUUGUGUCAAUGAAAUCUUAAUGAAUAGACCAAAAAUGAUCAAAAUAAUAUAGUAACAAAGAUGUGUUUGUUGC